CUACUGUUUGAAAGUGCCUUGUCCUCUCGCGCUAUAUCCUCUCGCUCUCGAUUAGGUCCAUAGACACAGAACAAUGGGAUUAAUUUACACUCUCCGCGUUUUAAUCAAAUCAUUUUUGGUCGUUCUUUUGUGGCCCAAAUGCGAGGGUCGGGAGUCGGAGUUUAACUACGUCACCUGCGGUUCGCUCGUGAAAUUGCUGAACACGAGACACAACGUUCGGCUGCACUCCCAUGAUGUAAAAUACGGCUCAGGCAGUGGGCAGCAGUCUGUGACGGGCGUCGAGAGUGCAGAUGAUGCCAAUAGUUACUGGAGGAUUCGGGGGAAGCCCAACGGGACCUGCCAACGAGGCGUGCCCAUCCAGUGUGAUCAGGCCAUCCGCAUCACGCACAUGACCACAGGACGCAACCUCCACACACACCACUUUAGCUCGCCGCUGUCCAACAACCAGGAGGUGAGUGCGUUUGGUGAGAACGGCGAGGGGGAUGACCUGGACGUGUGGAGGGUGCAGUGUGACGGCUCCAUCUGGGAGCGGGACGAGGCGGUGCGCUUCAAACACGUCGGCACCGACGCCUUCCUGAGCGUGACGGGCGAGCAGUACGGCAACCCCAUCCGCGGGCAGAGGGAGGUGCACGCCAUGGGCACUGCCAACCAGAACAACUACUGGAAGGCUAUGGAGGGUGUCUUCAUUCUCCCCAGCCAAGAACCGCUGAGACACAAUCACGAAGAGCUCUGACGACAUCAUCAAGCUAAUGAGACACCAUCACGAAGAGCUCUGACGACAUCAUCAAGCUAAUGAGAGACCAUCACGAAGAGCUCUGACGACAUCAUCAAGCUGCUGCGUCACGAUGAGCUCUGACAUCAUGACGAGCUCUGACGACAUCACAAUGAGGGCAUCAGACAUCGUCACAUAAUAUUGCGCCUAGGCUUCGUCUGAAAUGGAACCCUAUUCUCUAUUCUAUAAUAUAUACCCACAUGACUCUGAUCAAAAAUAGUGCACUAAAAUAGGGAAUAGGGAGCCAUGUCAGACACAGUCCAAGUCGACUGCAGGAUGCAGCUAACUGGGUCAAGAUGACGCCUAUGACUUUAUGACAUUCUUUUGUAUACCCGUUACCCAACCGGGAACAACGUUGAUGACUAUUGACUACUGACUAUAGGCUUACAUUAGGAGCAUCAGGCUCUGUGCAGUCAGUCUCUGGUGACGUGAUCAGACGGGGAGAUGAGAAGGUUGUCUGACAAUGAGAAUCAGUUGACGUUUUUUGAAUUUGACACAUCUCUGGAACAAAAAUGGGAUUGAAGAAUUUGGCUUUGUUUAGUUUGAGGGAGAUAUCAGAGGUAUCAGCACCUGAAAUCUAAGGGAACCACUGCCAUUUCCAGGUGAAUCUACUGUGUCUGUCUACUCCUUAGCGACCGACUGCAUACAUCCUGAUGCUAAUAAAAACAUUGUCUGGAUUUUUCACUUCCAAGGUCUACACCUCUAGCUGCUGUGCUUACCCUUUACCUGUAAUAAUAUCACAUUUAGACACCACAUACAGUGCUGUAAGGCCUUUCCCAUGGAACAUGACUCACCUGAUUGCUUUUGGGAGUGUUUUCUUAUUGUGUUUAGACUUAUUUUAUGUUUGUAUGUCAGGAAAGGAUAUAGUUUAUUUGUAUAAGGGAAGACAAGAUGAUUUAAGUUAUUUGGAACACAAUUUUUAAGGCCUUUUAUUUUUUGUUCUCUGCAGUUUUCAUUGUGGGUCAUCGGGGAGGAUAUUUUAUAGUCCAUAAUAUAGAGCCUCAACUCCAUAUGUUAUGAUGAAACACCUUGGUUUGGGCUAGUUGCUCUUUCAAUGAUGAAUCACAUCAAUAAUGACA
Salvelinus namaycush (lake trout) is the source of this 1851-nucleotide messenger RNA. RefSeq names its product stromal cell-derived factor 2-like protein 1. NCBI's taxonomy places the organism in Eukaryota, Metazoa, Chordata, Actinopteri, Salmoniformes, Salmonidae. The record is from RefSeq and is a predicted model, not a curated record. The transcript has 3 exons. Bases 74 to 733 code for a protein of 219 amino acids.